Messenger RNA from Danaus chrysippus (African queen), 1035 nucleotides. NCBI's taxonomy places the organism in Eukaryota, Metazoa, Arthropoda, Insecta, Lepidoptera, Nymphalidae. The record is from the annotation of a GenBank genome assembly.
AUGGAUUAUUUAAAAUUAACUUCGGAUAAGCUCUCCGUUGAAGCUGUCUCCGAGAUGGUUGUUGAUGAAAAAUGUGGAGCCGUUUCUUUAUUCGUUGGUACUACAAGGGACAACUUUGAUGGUAAAAAGGUUAUUCAUUUAGAAUAUGAGGCGUACGAGUCUAUGGCGAUCAACGCAUUGAAGGCCAUAUGUAAUGAAGUGCGGGAAAAAUGGCCGAAUGUACAUGGAAUAGCAAUGUACCAUCGGCUGGGUUCCGUACCUUGUAAGGAGGCGUCAGUGGUCAUAGCAGUCAGUAGUCCUCACAGACAGGAUAGUCUAAGCGCUGUGUCGUAUUGUAUAGAUCAGCUCAAAGCGACUGUACCGAUUUGGAAAAAAGAGGUGUACGACGGUUGCGAGCCCGUGUGGAAGGAGAACAAGGAAUGUUCAUCUUCAGAAUCACCACAUCCAAUAGAGUCUAAUACAUUAGAACCGUCCGUAGACAAGAAUUUAGUACAAAUAAAUGUUUCAAACGAGGAAUUGGAGAAGCGAAUAAGAAAUUUCAUCGAGAGGAAAAGGGAUCAGGUGAAUCUGAGUAACAUUCAGGAUUUUAUACCGGCGAAGAGUGAGAGCGAGAAGGAAGAUACGGACACGUGUGCUAGAGUGAGAACGAUGUUCGUGAAGAGAAGCGACUCGAAGGGACAUCUGAAAAUUCGUAAAGUCCACAACGAGUGGGGUCCACAAACAGUGCAUCAGGAAGCACCGAAAAUUAAAAAAGAUGGCGACUUGCCGCCCUCUAUAUCUGAACGAGUGUGUGCUAUCGAGAGUUAUUUAAACACCGGACCCGUCUCUAAAGAUAUUUACAAACGUCUGAAGGACAUGGAAGACAAAAUAAAUCAUCUUCAGAGCAUAUCGCCGGAGUACGCAAUGUUCUGGAAAAAUAAAAGGGAAACAGAAAUAAAGCAGGAGCCUAAAGUUGAAUACACGUAUACAGCGGACGACAUCGGUAAGAAGAUAGAAAUGAUCGAGCGACAGACUGCGGUGGAGUACUCGGACUGA